AUGCUGAACAGUUUUGAUUCUUGCAUUAAGACCGCGUCUUCCGGCGUUUUUGAAGGCAUAACUGUCAAUUUAGGCCUCUGGGAUACAGCUGGUACAGAGCUUAUAUUGCUAGUAUGUGCUACUGACGGCCAUGAUGAUGUUAAACCUUUUGCGAAGUGCCUGAGUGAAAUUAAAAGAACUAUAUGUUAUGCUCCAGAACUUUGGUUAAGCAGGAAUGUAGAGAACAACCAGUUUUCUGGAUCAAUACCUCCAAAGUUGUUAAGCAUCCCUAACUUUAGACCUGUUAAUUCCAAAGAUGUGCAGUUUUGCAAUUAUGAAAAACAUUCUGGCAUUAGGCUUAUUUUCCUGCAUAAUUUUUGUAGCACUGCAAAUCACAAAAGCAACCUAUUGUAUGCUGCAUCCAUUUAUACAGCUAGGCAAUAUACCUAUACAUGUAAUUUAAGAAUGAAUGACUUGAUGGCUGGUGAUGCAAAUGAGUUCUACACUAUUUCUGACGAGGUUUGUGAAAGUUUUGAUGGUAUGGGCUUGCAAGAGAAUCUCCUCAGGGGCAUUUAUGCUUACGGUUUUGAAAAGCCAUCUGCCAUUCAGCAAAGGGGAAUUGUUCCUUUCUGCAAGGGACAUGAUGUUAUUCAACAGGCUCAGUCUGGAACUGGAAAGACGGCAACUUUCUGCUCUGGUGUUCUGCAGCAACUUGACUACAAUGUGACUCAGUGCCAGGCCUUGGUUUUAGCCCCAACACGCGAGCUUGCUCAGCAGAUUGAGAAGGUUAUGCGGGCACUUGGAGACUAUCUAGGUGUUAAGGUGCAUGCUUGUGUGGGAGGUACAAGUGUUCGUGAAGAUCAACGCAUUCUGUCAAGUGGUGUCCAUGUUGUGGUUGGUACUCCCGGUCGUGUGUUUGAUAUGCUGCGCAGACAAUCUCUUCACCCGGAUUACAUCAAGAUGUUUGUGUUGGAUGAGGCUGAUGAAAUGCUCUCUCGAGUGCAGGAGUGCAGGAGUGCAAGAAGCUUCCCGGUUAUUUUAUGGAAUGGAUUAAUCUCAAAGAAUUGGAGUUUAUAUGUUGGUUGUGUUACUAUGUAG
Molecule: messenger RNA, 1077 nt
Organism: Vicia faba (fava bean)
Lineage: Eukaryota; Viridiplantae; Streptophyta; Magnoliopsida; Fabales; Fabaceae
Source: the annotation of a GenBank genome assembly